AUGGCGGUCUCGAAGGCGAGGUCGUUCGCCCCUCCGAAGGUGCCUGCCCAUCAGCUGCUACGGCUGUCCCUGGGCUACGGGCUGGCUGGCAGGCUGCUCGAGACGAAGGGGCAGGUGAUCGAGCAUGUGACGCAGCAGAGGGUGGAGUCCAAGCAGUCGCUGAGGCCUCGUUCCCCUGCUCGAACGCCGUCGAUGCUGGCGCGACUUCUGACAGUUUACCACGAGGAGGGCUGGCAUCAGGACUCCCACGGCCUUUGGUUCCAGGUGGACCCCAGUGGGAUGAAGGUACUCCCGGCCGGGCCUCGCGUGCAGCGGCCGGGACAGAAGAUGAGAUCCCGCAGCAAGUUCCAGAAGCAGUUCGUGGAGGGCUUGAACAAGCUGAAGGUCAUCAAGCGCAAACCGAAGUUGGACAUCCGCAUGGGCAGGGUGCUGGCGAGGAAGCUCUUCGAGGCCAAGGUGAGGAUCAGGGACGACCAGUACUUCGAGAAGGGACCGAGUCGGGUGGAGGACCUGCCCAAGCAGUGCGCGACGGAGGCCAAGAAGCCCGACCUCAAGAUCAAAACAUCUUCGGAUCCCGCUCGAAGCGCAUGGCGUGCAACCUACCAGCGUCACAGCCUGUGCUCGUGCAGCAGCGCGUCAAGGAGGAGAUGA
This is a messenger RNA of Prorocentrum cordatum, 651 nucleotides long. Lineage: Eukaryota; Dinophyceae; Prorocentrales; Prorocentraceae. The record is from the annotation of a GenBank genome assembly.